ACUAGUGACAACCCAGCCACGUUCUUUUAUAGUUCAAUGAAAAAUGGUCAGCUUCCUCGGUAGCUUGCUAGCCGAAAUAUUAACGCGCUUUAAUGAAUAUUAGCCACUGUGUUUUGAACACAGUUCUGUCGUUUAGCUAGUUAUAUAAUUUCAUUGCAUAUUUACGUUGUUAUUGUUAUUAGUUAGCUAACGUAGCUGGCUGGUUAAGUUAGCAUUAGCCUAGCUAGCUAACUGUUAGCUAACAUCCCCGACCAUGAGUUCACCAAGCUACUCGCCUCCUGUUGAAGAAGAGGCGGUCUGCUGGACGGAGAAAGAGGGUCUGUGGCUGAACGUUGUCGUGAAAGAAGAGAAGGAAGAAGAGGAUGUCACAGUAACAAAAGUAGAGGAUGAGGCUGUUACAGUGAAAGAGGAAGAGGAGGAUACCGUUUUUGGAGUGAAGGAGACGGGAGAGAUAACUGUCACAUUGGAAGAGGAAGAGACAGGAGAACGGAUUAACACCCGAGAGAGACGGGACAAUCGUGGCGCCUCUGGGGAGCCUCAACAAUCUCAUGAUGCUGACAAGGCAGAGAAGAAGAGUCUCUCCAGAUCAAAACACCUCAAGAAACACCAGCGGAGACCCAAAACGAAAACUCACUGCUGCUCUGAUUGUGGGAAGAGUUACUUAAGAUCAGAUUCAUUGAAAUUACACCUGAGAAGUCACACUGGAGAGAAACCUUUCUGCUGCUCUGACUGUGGGAAGAAAUUCACAUCCUCGGCAGACCUUAAAAGACAUCAGAGAAUCCACACAGGAGAGAAACCUUUUAGCUGCUCUGACUGUGGAAAGAGUUUUGUUUCGUCAGGACAUUUAAAAUCUCACCAGAGAACACACAAAGUAGAGAAACCCUAUAGCUGUACUCAAUGUGGGAAGAGUUUUACUCACUCAAGCAGCUUGAUAGUACACCAGAGAACACACACAGGAGAGAAACCUUAUAACUGUGAUCAAUGUGGGAAGAGUUUUCUUUCAUCUGGUCGUCUGACAAUACACCAGAGAACACACACAGGAGAGAAACCUUACAGCUGUGAUCAGUGUGGGAAGAGUUUUACUACAUCUAGCCAGCUGACUUUGCACCAGAGAACACACACAGGACAGAAUCCUUAUAGCUGUACUCAAUGUGGGAAGAGUUUUACUCAGUCAAACAGCCUGGUAUCACAUCAGAGAACACACACAGGAGAGAAACCUCAUAGCUGUGAUCAAUGUGACAAGAGAUACUCUGAUAAAAGAUCUCUGAUUAAACAUCAGAAAAUACAUACAUGAAGGAGUUGUUUAAUGAUAUCAAUGAAAUAAUGUCACAAUGUAGAAUGUUUUAACAUUGUAGUAGGAGUAUUUUAAUGAUGUCACAAUGUAGAAUGUUUUAACAUUGUAGUAGGAGUAUUUUAAUGAUGUCACAAUGUAGAAUGUUUUAACAUUGUAGUAGGAGUAUUUUAAUGAUGUCACAAUGUAGAAUGUUUUAACAUUGUAGUAGGAGUGUUUUAAUGAUGUCACAAUGUAGAACCCUAAAUGUUUGUCCCCUGUUCUAUUGAUUUCAACAUGAUAUGGAUAUUAGCCUCAGGGGGAAAAUCCAGGCUCUGAAUUGGAAGAGUACUAUUUAUGAGAUUUAACAAAAAGUGACGAACACAAAAAGAGCUGUGUUACACUUACCAUGUUGGUGACCCACUUGAAUCAAAAUGCAACACUUCAAAAUGUAGCGAUCUAUUUUCUACAAAUUGUCCUCUAAUCAGGGAUGUACACAUUACUCCCAGAUUCCGUGUGGUUUUUGAGCUGUUAGUUUUAACAGGACAUGCAACCUCAUCUCCCUCCUCUCGGCACAAUUGAUUUCAAAAUGAUAUUAACAUGAUAUUGAUGAGUAAUGACAAAUAAGUGUUGUGUUCCUUUGUUUAGCGACCCCUACAUUUAAAUGCAUCACUCCAAAAUGUAGCUGACUGUCUUCUGCAGGUUGUCCUCUAACCAGUGAGUUAAAAUAUAUCUCCCAUUUCCAUGUUUUUCUUUUGUUGUUAGUUUCAACAGCACGUACAACCUGAUUUCCCCCCUAAUCGAUAUCAGUGAUUUAUUGCUACUUGUCAAAACAGCAGUGUUUCUGGUGCCUGGUGCAGUUUAUAAAGGAGAUUGUUUAAAUAAAUACAAGUAAUGUGAUUAUUGUGGCAGUUUGUGUAAAUAGCACAUUUUAUGAUUAUUGUGGCACGUUUGUUUAAAUUUUAUGUUUUGGUUUUCAAACUGUUAAUACAUAUUGGUUUGGACAAAAUGUCAUUAAAAAGAUGAAGUCCAAUAUAAAGUGAAAAGUUGAGAUGUCUUUUCGGGUCAUAUAAGAAAACAACUUAAUUUCAACAUACAUACAUAUACAAAAAUACAUGUAAUAUGAUAAUUGUUGCAGAUGUUUGUGUAUAUACAUAACAUGAAAGCAGUAUAAUAAAUUGGUCUAUAAUCAA
Salvelinus fontinalis (brook trout) is the source of this 2463-nucleotide messenger RNA. Its product is annotated as gastrula zinc finger protein XlCGF17.1-like. NCBI's taxonomy places the organism in Eukaryota, Metazoa, Chordata, Actinopteri, Salmoniformes, Salmonidae. Gene Ontology annotation, biological process: regulation of transcription by RNA polymerase II. Gene Ontology annotation, molecular function: RNA polymerase II cis-regulatory region sequence-specific DNA binding; DNA-binding transcription factor activity, RNA polymerase II-specific. The record is from RefSeq and is a predicted model, not a curated record. The transcript has 2 exons. Bases 254 to 1294 code for a protein of 346 amino acids.